Molecule: messenger RNA, 2055 nt
Organism: Trichosurus vulpecula (common brushtail)
Lineage: Eukaryota; Metazoa; Chordata; Mammalia; Diprotodontia; Phalangeridae
Gene: JAML
Product: junction adhesion molecule like
Exons: 8
Coding region: 96-929 (277 amino acids)
Cellular component (GO): membrane
Source: RefSeq, a predicted model, not a curated record
UCAGACUUUGGGGAAGCUCGAUACCAUCUGAGGAGUUUACAAUUGUAGUGUCUCUCCUGGCAUGUCAUCACUUUAGGUUGAAAAAAGACAGCAGAAUGUUUUAUCUGUUGGAACUUAAACUGAUAUCUGUGUUGCUGGGUUGUGUCUGGGGUCUCGAUGACAUGGUUGUUUCUUCCCCUGAACUGAUGGCACGUGUGGGUGAGUCAGCCCUACUGGCCUGCAUCUUACCGAGCCCUGGGAAGAAACAAGUGACUAAAGUGGACUGGAUGUUCUCUUCGGGGGAGCGUGAGCGUGCCCAGGGGGAGUUUGUGCUGUACUACUAUGCCAACCUCAGUGUGCCCGUGGGGCACUUCAAGGACCGAGUGCGCUUGGUGGGGAAAAUCUCAGACAAUGAUGGCUCCAUUUUGCUGCAGGAUGUGAGAGAGGCUGAUCAAGGAGUCUACACCUGUGAGAUCCAGGUCCACCAAGAGAACAAUGUUUUCAAGAAGACAACCAUGCUGCGAGUAGUCCCAGCUAAGCUCACAACACUGAAACCCACAGACGCCUUCAGAACUGAUGUGCUGAGUAACUAUCAGCAUGUGAUCAUCGUAGGGAUUGUUUGCUUUACCGUCAUAAUGCUUGCCAUCCUUGGAGUGACCAUGAGGAGGAGUCAGCGCCACCACAGACCAGAAAACCACCCGGAGAAUACCAGUAAGGCUAAGUCAGAGGUACAGGCACAUGUUUACUCCACAAUAGCAACCCAGUCUGUGAUUGAGGAAGAGGAGUCCAGCAGAGCUUCUGAGGCCACCUACAUGACAAUGCAACCAGUUUGGCCUUCCUGGAGAGCAGAACAGAAAUCACCUGAGAUAAUGCCAGAAACAGAACAAACUCUUGAAAGACCGAGGUUGGCUGUAAGGCCCCCAGCAAGGGAACAUCAUGUCUUUCAGUAGCCUUUGAUUCCUCAUUUUUCCUGAGCCACAGCUGCAGUUGAUGUCCUAAAGCUCUCCUGCAGUCUUUUCUGUUUGCUGCUUGGGUUGAGGGGUUGAAAGAUGGAGACCUUGAUUUGUGAUGGAACGAGAUUGGAGUGAGAGAUAGUCCUCAAAUCGGUAAUGGGCCAGAGGUUUAAUUCAAUAACAAAUGCACCUCAGCAGACUGCUUUGAAGUAUUUGCUGAGUGGAGAGCCCUCUGGGGGAGACAUAAACUACGGCUAAAGCAUGGUUCUUGCCUGCAUGGAGUUUAUGUUAUGUCUCCGGAGCAAGUGUGUAAUCCUUGUUGGUUGAGUACAUCAAACUGCUAAAAUGGACAUUUUUCUUGUAGAGUGAGUUACUGUAAAGAAACCUAAAAGCAUCAUAAAUCAAUUCAAAAUGUUUUGUUUUAUAAUGACUAAAAAGUUUAUCUUUGAAUGAAUGUAUCCAGAGGAAAUAAUCUUUCCCUUCACCCCUCCCCUUUUUUCUUUUGGCUGAAGACUACCUGAAUGUUCGUUAGGAGAAAAGGGUUCUGGUGAUGAAUUCAUAGUAGGUAGCUCCUUCAGCAGCAUUAUAUCCAGGAGGAAAGCCGUCCUGCAGACCAGUGCAUCAUAGGAGAAAGAUACGGUGUCUGACAGUGGGGGGAGUGGGGUGGGAGAAGGUUUUUGUCAACCUGAAAAUAAAAAGUAUUGAAUUUGGCAAAGAAUGAAGAUUUAGAACUCCAUGCGUAUGAUAAAAUGUUUGGGUCUUUAGUAGUGCCACUUAGAGAUUUAAUAGACCUUAAAAAUUCUUUUAUUUGGAAUAUCUCUUUUUAACCAUGAGUACUAAGCCCUCUCCUAGUCCAGGUUCUCCUGGCCUCCCCGACCAUGCAUGCAAGUGUGUAUUAUCUUUCAAAUUCCAGAAUUAUUCUGUCCCCACACAACCUCAUUGCCACUUAUUCCAAGCCAAGCUUCCCUUGAACUCCCCCGGCCACUGGCGGUACUUAGCAAUUGUAUCUGGUCUUCUUGUAUCUAUUCCUAUACCCUUGGCCUAAACUACCUGCAGACACUUCCUAGCCUUGUGACCCUUGGGCAAGUCACUUAACCCCUGUUUGCCUCAGUUUCCUUAUCUA